GUAGUUAAUAGUUUUACUUUUACAAUUUGAAGAAAAUUUAAAUUUAAUUUUAUAUUAUUUAUAAAACUGACAAAAAAUUCUCACACAUAGCUGAUUGGCAUAUGUUAAUGAACACUGAGCAGAGUUAAUUAAAAAUUAAAUAAACAAGAAAAAAUCAUUUUUAGCUAGCAUAUGUCAUCAAACUAGGGACUACUACUAAUUACUACUCAGUAGUUAGGCUAAGGAUACAUUUUAGUACUAAAAGCUUAUUUGAAUCAACAAUUUUAGUAGCAAAUUUCAACCUACAUUUAUUAAAACUACUUGUAUAACUAUAGUAACAAAUUAUAUAACUUAUAUAACUUAGUUUGAAUCAUAAUUAAAAUUUUGACAAUGUUGAAAAAAUUCUGGCCAACGUUAAUCCUGAUAUUUGUUGGUGUGGAUGCGUUAACUGCCAGUUCAGUGGACAUAAGGUACCACAACUACGAAGAGGUGCAUCAGAUUUUAAGGGACAUCCACCAAAAAUGCCCUGACAUCACCUACCUUUACAACCUGACUGGCUCUCAGAACACCACUACAGAAGGCAGGACAUUGGCCGUCAUUGUCAUUUCCGAUAAGCCUGAACAACAUGAAAUUGGUGAGCCAGAAUUUAAGUACGUAGGCAACAUGCACGGCAACGAGGCGGUAGGCAAGGAAAUGCUGCUGUUGCUGGCCGAUCUGCUCUGCGAUCAGUACAAAGCUGGCGAUGAAAAUAUCAAGAAGUUGGUGGACGAGACGAGGAUCCACAUCCUGCCGUCCAUGAAUCCCGAUGGCUGGGAGCUUGCUUAUGAAUAUAAAGACACUCCUGAGAUAAUUUUAAAGGGGAGAAGCAAUGCAGAGAACAUCGACCUGAACAGAAACUUUCCAGAUUUGAACUCCAUCUUCUACAGCCACAACCGCCCGAAUCGUUUUGGUGGUGGUGGACAUGCUGGUCGUAUGCGUUUUGGGGGUUUUGGCUUUUUUGGUGGUGAGAUGCGUUUGAGGAACAAUGGCAUGAGUAUGAGUGGUCCGCACAGAAAGAACAGUUGGCUUCUUGAGGAGUUCUUGGAGUCUGGAGUGGCUCAGAACAGUGAUGAGAAGUUGGCUCGAGAGACACUUCUGGUGAUCCGCUGGUUGUUGUCGCAUCCGUUCGUCCUGUCGGCCAACUUGCACGGAGGCGACCUGGUCAUCAACUACCCCUUCGACGAAUCAGACGAUGGACGCAAGACCAAGUACAUGAGGACUCCUGACGAUGAUGUUUUCAAGUACAUAGCCACCCGCUACGCAAGUCUGCACGGCGUUUUGAAGAGACCUCACCCGAAGUGCUCAGAUGGGGACGACUUCUCAAAAAGGGGAGGGAUCACGAAUGGAGCCAACUGGUACUCCAUUUCUGGCGGCAUGCAGGAUUUCAACUACCUCGGCACGAACUGCUUCGAGUUGACAUUUGAACUCAGUUGCAACAAGUUCCCCAAGGAAAGUGACCUGCCCAAGUUUUGGCAGGACAACAAGGAGGCUAUGGUGGAUUUCAUUUGGCAGACCCACACCGGAAUCAAGGGACAGAUUUUCAACGACGAGACCAGGGAGCCUAUCUCUGGCGCCACCAUCAUGGUGAAAAAUGUCACAGAUGGUGCCGAUGACUUAAUUAAUCAUGACGUCAUUUCCGCUAAAGAUGGCGACUACUGGCGUCUGCUUACCGCUGGUCAGUACAUGGUCAGUGUAUGUGCCCUCAACUACAAGUGCACAUCCAAGAUGGUCAGCGUCAGGAAGGAACCGUUCACCACGGCUAAAAUUGUUAACUUUGGGUUCGUUUUAUGUUUGCAUUUGUUUGUGGGUUAG
Molecule: messenger RNA, 1830 nt
Organism: Helobdella robusta
Lineage: Eukaryota; Metazoa; Annelida; Clitellata; Rhynchobdellida; Glossiphoniidae
Exons: 8
Coding region: 370-1830 (486 amino acids)
Biological process (GO): proteolysis
Molecular function (GO): zinc ion binding; metallocarboxypeptidase activity
Source: RefSeq, a predicted model, not a curated record